Molecule: messenger RNA, 1641 nt
Organism: Megachile rotundata (alfalfa leafcutting bee)
Lineage: Eukaryota; Metazoa; Arthropoda; Insecta; Hymenoptera; Megachilidae
Gene: FeCH
Product: ferrochelatase, mitochondrial
Biological process (GO): heme biosynthetic process
Cellular component (GO): mitochondrion
Molecular function (GO): protoporphyrin ferrochelatase activity
Source: RefSeq, a predicted model, not a curated record
UUAUGAGAAGUAUUGUCAACUGUUUUCUGCGUAUAACAUUUACUUACGAAUGUAUUUGUAUGCAAUUAGUAAUAAACACUACAAUAUGUUUAGGAAAUUUCUAUGAAUGCAAAACGUGUUAUCAUAUCAUGACCGUAUUAUUUCCCAUACAUAACCUUACUUUUAAAUCUAACCUCCAAAUCAUACUAUCAUUAAACUUUCCGUCAUCGUGAUAGUGCAUAAACUCAGCCUUGUGUAGUCUUGUGCACUUAUUAAAUAAGCAGCCGUUUGCUACGCUCAUUAUUAAUUUCAAAGUGAUAGUUUGGUAAAAAUGACAACAAGUUUAUUGAACGUAGUGCAAUUUGCAAGACAUUGUGAAAAAUCUUCCAUUUCCUUUUGGCGCCAAUUUUCUGUGGCAACAAACUUAAAACAAAUAAAUAAUAAUGCCAAGCCAAAAACAGGUAUUUUAAUGUUAAAUAUGGGUGGACCUGGUAGUCUUGAAGAAGUUCAUGAAUACUUAUUACGCAUAAUGACUGAUCGUGAUAUGAUUCAGCUUCCAUUUCAAAGUCGAUUAGGUCCAUGGAUAGCACAGUCUCGUACUCCUAAGAUACAAAAAAAAUAUGCAGAAAUUGGUGGUAAAUCUCCUAUUUUGGAAUGGACAAAUAAACAGGGUAAACUUUUGUGUGAGAAAUUGGAUAAGGUUUCACCAGAAACUGCGCCUCAUAAACAUUACGUUGCUUUUCGUUAUGCAAAUCCUCUUACUGAAAGUACACUUCAGCAAAUAGAGCAAGAUGGCAUUGAACAUACAGUAUUAUUUUCUCAGUAUCCACAAUAUUCUUGUGCUACAAGUGGGUCAAGUUUUAUUGAGAUAUAUAAAUAUUAUGCACAGAGACAGCUUCCAAGUAAUAUGAAAUGGAGUAUAAUAGAUAGGUGGGCAACGCACCCAUUGCUGAUACGGACAAUUACUGAAAGAAUUAAGGAAGAAUUAAUUAAGUUUCCUGAAGAUAUCAGGAACGAUGUUAUAAUUUUAUUUUCUGCUCAUUCACUUCCGUUAAAGGCAGUAUGUCGAGGAGAUCCUUAUGCGCCCGAAGUUGCUAGCACUGUUGCCCUAGUAAUGGAACAAUUACAAUAUUGUAAUCCGUAUAAAUUAGUAUGGCAAUCGAAGGUUGGUCCAGUACCUUGGUUGGCGCCCUUUACCGAUGACGCCAUAAAAGCUUACGUCGAGCAAGGAAAAAAGCAUUUUUUGUUAGUACCAGUAGCAUUUGUUAAUGAACAUAUUGAAACUCUUCACGAACUGGAUAUUGAAUAUUGCAAAGAACUAGCAGAACAACUCGGCAUCGACAAGAUAAGAAGAGCUGCAGCACCAAAUGAUCAUCCAAUAUUUAUAGAUGCUUUGACAGAUAUUGUUAAUUCUCAUCUCAAAUCGAAUAAACCAAUAAGCCAUAUGUUCUUAACACGUUGCCCGCAUUGCACAAGUCAAAAUUGUGUUGAUAGUAAAAACUGGUUCGCACAAGUGUGUAAAAAAUAAGAAAAUGGAAAAUAUAGAAAAAGACGCUUAAAGUGUACUGUAUUAUUUAUACAUUAGUAUAAAGAGUUACAUAAAAGGCUGUUAAUUUUGUUAAAUAUCUGCAGUAAAUAAAAAUAAACAUUGUUAUAAUAAUU